Messenger RNA from Ctenopharyngodon idella (grass carp), 3162 nucleotides. It is a transcript of the gene ngb, whose product is annotated as neuroglobin. Gene Ontology annotation, molecular function: heme binding; oxygen binding. Bases 332 to 811 code for a protein of 159 amino acids. The record is from RefSeq and is a predicted model, not a curated record. The transcript is spliced from 5 exons. Lineage: Eukaryota; Metazoa; Chordata; Actinopteri; Cypriniformes; Xenocyprididae.
GCGGGGGGAGCAAAGAGGAAAAGAGAGAGAGAGAGAGAGUGAGACAAAGAAAGAGAGAGAAAGAGAGAGAGCAAACACAAGGAUAGCAGGCUUGACAUAUACAUAUUCGCAGUGAACAAACAGACAUCCUAAUGCCAGAGAAAGACAGACGAAGCCAGUGAGAGAAGAAGGUCACCUCUAGAGCAGUGAAGGAACGGGGGGUCAUACCUGAAGACUGAACUCUGGAAGUCUGGAAAUGGGAAUUCAGGAGGUCCUGCUUUAAACUGAAGAACACAUUUUGAUGCCACAACAUUGAAAACGACCAGGGAACACAGCAUUACUGAGGGUCACAAUGGAGAAACUCUCUGAAAAAGAUAAAGGUCUGAUCCGGGACAGCUGGGAGAGUCUGGGGAAGAACAAGGUGCCACAUGGAAUUGUUAUGUUCACGAGGUUAUUUGAGCUGGAUCCAGCAUUACUUACUCUCUUCAGCUACAGCACAAACUGUGGGGUCGCACCUGAAUGCCUCUCCAGCCCAGAGUUCCUCGAGCAUGUCACCAAGGUCAUGCUAGUGAUCGAUGCAGCUGUGAGCCAUCUUGAUGACCUACAUACAUUGGAGGAAUUCUUGUUGAACCUGGGCAGGAAGCACCAGGCAGUUGGGGUGAAGACCCAGUCCUUUGCUGUGGUUGGAGAGUCCUUGCUCUAUAUGCUUCAGUCCAGCCUAGGUCCAGCCUACACAACACCACUACGCCAGGCCUGGCUCAAUAUGUACAGCGUCGUGGUAUCAGCCAUGACCAGAGGAUGGGCCAAGAAUGGUGAACAUAAGUCCAACUGAGAAUGAGGUAGAUGUGAGAUUCACACUGGAACACCCAGUUUCUGUGAAGGCCACCAGAUGUAUCUUCUCAUGUAUCAGAAGAUACAUCCACCAGAUGUAUCUUCUGAGUUGUGUUUUGGCUCCCUGAACAGUCCUAACUUUGGUAGCUUGGUCUAACUGUAGACUGAGAUUGUAGUUAGAGAUAACGAAGCCUAUAAGGUUGAAGUAUGCUUUUCAAGAGUCCAGGACAUAGAUAGUUUAUGGUUGAAACUUCAAAAGCAAAAGUGGCUUUGUACAUAUAGUAAUCACUAAAUGUAUUUCCUCAAACUAUCUUAAAUGACUGUCUUGAUGUAUUGGUGUUUCAUGUGAGCGUAAAACAGAGGUUUGACUAUGCACAUGUGAGCUUGGUCAACUUGGAAAAAGUUGUUUUAUUCUGUCGCCUCUUGGAAUCAAUUUAGAUAAAGGCCUUUAGAGCCACUACAAUUUCACUUUAACCUUAAAUUACACAGAAUUAAUUGUAUAAUCUUGCCUGUGCUGUGUUAGUUUAAGUUUAGUGAUGUUCAGUAAAUUAUCUGAGCAUGAACAUAGUAGUAUUUGGCAAUAUGGUCCAAAUGAUAGUGUCAGACAAUAAGCAAUCAGUAGCCAUAAUGUUUUGAUGCCAUCCAAAUGUUCAUGAGAAAUUUUGUUUGCCACAUUCUUCAACCAUUAUCAGUAUUUCUGGCGAUGAAAGUAAAUGACGAGAACUGUUACAUCCGAAAUAGCUUUUGGAAUUUUUAGACUGUUAAUUUAUGAACCUGUGCCAUGUCAUAAGUUUACAUUUCCAUUGUAUGGGAUUAUAAUCUAAGCAUUCUACUCCAAGGCUUACUUACGAAAGACUUGUGUAGACUGUUACUUACCAUAAAGUGACUGUUAUAUCAUAGAAACCAGAUGAUUUGUUCACUUAUUUACAAUUGUAGAUAGUCAAAAAGUGUUUAUGCUAAAUGAUCCACUCCAGUGGGCAUUGGCUAUAUAUAAUAAUUUUUAUUUCAAAUUUUGUUUUUCAGAGUUUUUGUUCGCAAACUUUCUGAGUAUUUUUAAAAAAUAGUAAAUUGCAUUAGUUGGCUUAUUACAACCGUGUAAGUUAAGAACAUACACACUCUUAUCUAAGAUAAGAAUAUUUGUUGCCAUAAUUAUGAGCUAUAGAAAAACGUUAAAAGCGAUGAUAACCGUUUUUGCUGCUAUCAUUAAAACAUUAAAUAGCUUUGUAGAACAUUUGUCCUCUUUAUAUGAGAGAUAUUUCUACAUUUAAAUGGUUCAGACCAAGUAUUUCAAAGUGCGUACAACUGUCACAGAUAUUGAAACUGCUGGUUCAUUUUACAUGUUACGUUAUAUGACAAUACCUACUUUAGGUAUAUAGACUUUUCUGUAUAUUAAGGUGUAUGUGGAUUGUAGUGUUGUCAAAAGUACCGACUUCAGUACCAAGUCGGUACUGAAAUUUAAAAAAUGUGACAAUACCAGCAUUUCCCCAUAGCAUUUUGAGCGCUGUUGAGCGGAUACGUAAACACCUCUGAUUGGCCAUUGUGUUCACAUGCUCAACAGAUAUGUCUGUGAUUGGCUACAAUGAUCAACGCUUUAAAAACAUGUUGUAAAUAGACACAAUAUUUAUUACAACACGUUUUUGAAGCGAUGAUCAUUGUAGCCAAUCAAAGACAUAUCUGUUGAGUGUGUGAACACAAUGGCCAAUCAGAGGUGUUUAAGAACCUGCUCAACAACACUCAAAAUGCUAUGGGGAAAUGCAGGUAUUGUCACAUUUUUAAAAUACCGAACUUUUGACAACACUAGUGGAUUGAUUAUUUAAUUUCAUGUAUUGUUCAAUGGUGCACUAUAAUACUUUUUUUUUUGCGUAAAAUGUAUAAUUUGUUUUUCUCUUUCAAAGACUGUUCUCUUUUUCUGAAUAUGUAUCACCUAAUGGCUUUCCUAUGACCUGUCUUUAUGGAAUGAUCCGCUUAUUGGUAUUGAAAAUCUUUUACAAAGAUGCAAUGGUUAUAACAUUUUCAAGUGAAAGUGUUCCUUUGUGAUAAUCUAUGUUUAUUGACCAUUGAAGUAUUGUGUGUUUGUGUGUAGUGUUUGCUUCUGUGCUUUUUUCUUGAUAUUCUGUGACUGAAUUGUCUCAAUGUCUACCUCACUGAAGCAGCUGAUAUUAAACAGCGAUGUUAUGACCUGGCUCCUCAGUAACCAAAAAAGUUAUAUUUCAAUUAUACUGUACAUCCUGUUUCCUCAGCCAGUCACCAAUCUAACUAGAACCAGGAUCAGUCAAGGCUCUAUGUAAACACAUGUGUUUGAAGCUUAUUUGUAAUAAAUGACAGAAAUAAAGAAUAACUUGCUUAUGGGUC